AUGUCCAAGAAGUACGACCCCGCUGAGUGCAAUUACGAGAUCUAUGACAAAGAACUUUUGGCUAUUGUACGCUGCUUCGAAUGCUGGAGACCCGAACUCCAAGGCACGCACCACCAGAUUACAGUCAUCACUGACCAUGCCAACCUUCGAUAUUUCAUGACAACCAAGCAACUUUCAAGACGACAAGUCAGGUGGAGCGAAUUCCUAUCACAGUUCCAAUUCGCUAUCAAAUCACAAGACUUGCCGAAAGAUGAAAAUGACGACCGCAUCCAGUACCAACAACAGUCGCUGCUUAAGCCUUGCAACGUAGACUCCUCCGUACAAGAACAACUAAAGCUUGACCCCGAGCUCUCAGAACUCUUUGCCAAUCUCUCCUGGGAACAAGAAAUUGCACUAUGUCCCGCCAUUCUUGACGAAAUUCAGCCAGAACCAAUCAACCACAGAAUCACAAGACUUCUAGACAAGGGCUAUGAGGAGGACGAAUGGUGGAUGAAAAUCAGGGACGAGAUGCUCAAACCCCAUGGCACUCCUCACUCGAAGGAAGUUUUCUAUCGGAAUGCAUGA
Molecule: messenger RNA, 564 nt
Organism: Hirsutella rhossiliensis
Lineage: Eukaryota; Fungi; Ascomycota; Sordariomycetes; Hypocreales; Ophiocordycipitaceae
Exons: 2
Coding region: 1-564 (187 amino acids)
Source: RefSeq, a predicted model, not a curated record